GCGCUCGGCCGGGCGGUGCCAGGCAUGCAGGGCAAGGCCAAGCUGCUGCUGGUCCACAACGGCCGCAUGGGUCCGGCUGUGUCAGAUGGAGAGUUAAAUGCCUCCAGGUCCCGCGGCAGCAGCCACAGUGUGAACAGCCUGCCGGCACCCUCUGCCUCCUGCAGCUCUGCUCCGGGCUCUGUGGUCAGCUGGGCCGAAUCCUUUGAGACGCUGCUGCAGGACCAUGUGGCCGUCACCUACUUCACUGAGUUCCUCAAGAAGGAGUUCAGCGCUGAAAAUGUCUACUUCUGGCAGGCGUGUGAGCGCUUCCAGCAGAUCCCAGCCAGCAACACACAGCAGCUGGCCCAGGAGGCACGGCGGAUCUACGAUGAGUUCCUCUCCAGCCACUCCAUCAGUCCUGUGAACAUCGACAAGCAGGCCUGGAUUGGGGAGGAGAUGCUGGCCACCCCCUCCCCAGACAUGUUUCGCACCCAGCAGCUCCAGAUCUUUAACCUGAUGAAGUUUGACAGCUACACACGCUUUGUGAAAUCCCCACUCUACCAGGCCUGCCUGCGAGCAGAGAGCCAGGGCCAGCCCCUACCCGACCUGCGGCCCCACUCCCGCAGCAGCAGCCCCCCACCUGACCUCAGCAAGAAAUCGAAGCUGAAGCUGGGCAAGUCCCUGCCUCUGGGUGUGGAGAUGGCAGGCAGUGGUGCCAACCGCAGCCCCCGCCGCUCCUUCAGGAAGGGAGAGCGGCGGGAGCCCUCCUGGGCAGAUGGAGGAGAAGGUGGUGGGAGUGCCAUGCUGUGGCGGGAGUCCCAGGGCUCACUCAACUCCUCUGCCAGCCUGGACCUGGGCUUCCUGUCCUCAGGAAGCACAGCCCCAAGCCCCUGGACCGAGGGCCAUCGGAAGAGUCUGGGGGGCAGUGAGGCAGAGCUGCCAGCCAAGCCCAUGAAGUACUGCUGUGUGUACCUGCCUGACGGCACAGCCUCGCUGGCCUCCGUCCGGCCUGGCCACUCCAUCCGCGACAUGCUGGCGGGGAUAUGUGAGAAACGGGGCUUCAGCCUCCCUGACAUCAAGGUCUACCUGGUGGGGAAUGAGCAGAAAGCGCUGGUGCUGGACCAAGAGUGCUCUGUGUUGGCAGACCAGGAAGUGAAGCUGGAGAACAGGAUAAGCUUUGACCUGGAAAUCUCCCCCCUCAAGAAGACCAUUCGCAUCACAGCAAAGUCAACCAAGCGCAUCCGGGAAGCUCUGCAGCCUGUGCUGGGGAAGUACGGUGUGAAUGUGGAGCUGGUGCUGCUGCGGAGGCAAGGCGAUCCGGCUGCCCUGGACCUGGAGAUGCUGGUCAGCACAGUGGCUGCUCAGAAACUUGUCCUGGAAACGCCAGCAGACAUGCGAGUGACAGAGAGUGCUGCAGCUGCCCCAUCCCCCCUCAGGAGCGAGGAGGGAAGUCCAACAGGAGAAGAUCCUGAUACACUGUGGGAGAUGUCCUCCUCCUUCCCUCGGCCCCGUUCUUCUGCUGCCACAAACCUGAACCGCCGCACAUAUGACCUGGAAGGGCUCGUGGAGCUGCUGAACCGAGCCCAGAGCUGCCGGGCCAACGACCAGCGUGGGCUGCUCUCCAAGGAGGACCUGGUCCUGCCUGACUUCCUCCAGCUCCCUGGGCAGGACGGCAGCGGCUGCGAGGGCCCCGAUCGCCCAGGCUCUGAGGGGAGCAGCCAUCCCCAGCCCACAGAGCCCACCCCGGCUCAGCCUCCGGUAGACCACGAGCUCCGAUGAGUCCUGCUGCAUGUCUGCACCAGCGCAUGGUGCCCUCAGGCCAUGCCGGGGUUCAACAUGGGCUCAACCAGCCCCUGCCCUGCACUGCCAACACUGCCCGGACCACAGAUCCAUCCACGUCCCGCCCCAAACUGUCGUGUUGUGUCACUGUGAGUGGUUGAGCAGCUGCCAUUGCCCCUCAGUGGGUCACAUCCUGGUGCACGUCAAAGGAGUCCUCUACAUAGUCCGAACCCUCGUUGCAAAGCACUUUGCAACAUCCCACGUGCCUGGCACUGUCCUACCCAGUGCCUGUGGCAGAGUUGCCCACCCAGCAAAUCCUGCCUGUGCUCGGCUGGCACAGCCCCACUGACAGUUUGGGUAGGGAAAGCACCCUUCUAACCAAAAGGUGUUCAGGAUAGAGAGGGUGGGGUGGCAGCCCCAACCCUAGCGCUGUGGGCAGGCAGGGUCAGGAGAAGUGCCCAGAGCUGAGGGCUGGAUCUGGUCCCUGACCCUGCAGGAAUAGGGACACCCCAUAGUUGAAGUGCAUGGUUCUGCAGGCCCUGCAGAGCAGGUUGUUACCGUCCACACUGUGUGAGUAUGGCUGGGCCCGAUAAUGCCACAACAGCACUGCUGUGGAGCAGGGUGCCUGGUUCCUGCCCCACACAGACCACAGGUUGUGCCAAAGGAGCCUUUCUCCCCCCUGCAGGGAGACCCUGUAGCUCCUGGGUGUCUGCUGAAGUGACCCACAGGAGCAGAUCCCUGUAGGUCCCCUGCCCCAGCCUGGUCAGAGCUGGAGGUGUUCAGCUCUCUAGUGCCAGAGGAAUGCAGCAUCCCUGGGUGCUGAGCAUCUCAGCCUGGUGUGUGGGUACCCAGCGUGUGCCGAGACCAUUGCCUCUGGCAGCGGCUGUGCUGGGCUGUAACCUUGAGCCCAGCUCUGCCAGACCUAGCUGUGCUCUACAGGUCCCCAUCCCCAGCAGCCCCAUGUCCCCAGAGGUCCCGGAUGCAGUCUAUGAUGGAAGCACUCCCCCCAGCAACAGCCAAGUGAUCCCUCCAUCAUCCUCACAUGCUGGGGCCCUGCUUGGCUGUGCCCUGGAGUCACUGCUCUACCACCACUGCCCGGCAAGAGACAGAGGGUGACCCAAGGCAGCCCUGGAGCUCACCCAGGAACAAGCGCCAUGGCCACCCAGCCCCACGCAGCCAUGGCCAGCUGCAGCCCUGCAGCCCUGGUCACAGCCCCCUGUGUCUCUGUGGU
Molecule: messenger RNA, 2989 nt
Organism: Melopsittacus undulatus (budgerigar)
Lineage: Eukaryota; Metazoa; Chordata; Aves; Psittaciformes; Psittaculidae
Gene: RGS14
Product: regulator of G protein signaling 14
Exons: 15
Coding region: 25-1758 (577 amino acids)
Biological process (GO): spindle organization; cell division; signal transduction
Cellular component (GO): nucleus; plasma membrane; cytoplasm
Molecular function (GO): microtubule binding; GTPase activator activity; G-protein alpha-subunit binding
Source: RefSeq, a predicted model, not a curated record